AUGGGAAGAAACUUUCUCCAUUGUUUUUCGUAUGGAAGAUCAUUUGUAAGACGGUACAGCGGAGCGCCUUCUCCUGGGGUGUUCACAAGAAACAGCGAGCGCACGUCGUGUUUAUGGGGCUGGCAAACUCGGCGACACCUGGCGGCGACGCCUGAGCAGAGCACGGAAGCACGGCGGAGAAAGUGGCGCGACACCGGCCUAUAUCAGUGGAUUCACCAAGAGCUGGACGGCAUUCGCUCCGCUGGGCUUUACAAGUCGGAGAGACGCAUUCUCUCCCCUCAAGCCGCAGACGUGGUUGUGGAGAGUCCGGAGACCAACAACAAGCCGCGCAAAGUGUUGAACUUUUGCGCCAACAACUACCUCGGUUUGGCGAAUCAUCCCGAAAUCAAACAGUCUGCUCGUGAUGCACUGGAUAGCCACGGUUUUGGUGUUGCCUCGGUGCGUUUCAUCUGCGGAACACAAGAUGUACACAAAGAACUUGAGCGGAAAAUCUCAACGUUCCACGAUACUGAGGACACGAUACUCUAUCAUUCUUGUUUCGGCGCGAACGAGGGGCUUUUCGAAGUAUUGCUGGGCCCGGAGGAUGCGAUUUUAAGUGAUGAGCUGAAUCACGCGAGCAUCAUUGAUGGCGUUCGCCUGUGCAAAGCUCGGCGUUAUCGUUAUCGCCACCUCGACAUGGAGGACCUCGAGCGUCAACUGGAGAAAGCGAAUCAGGAAGGUGCGCGCCAUAAGCUCAUAGCAACCGACGGUGUUUUCAGUAUGGACGGCGAUGUCGCGCCUCUGGAGCAGAUUUGCUUCCUCGCGGACCAAUACGACGCGAUCGUCAUGGUCGACGACUGCCAUGCGACUGGCUUUGUCGGUGCAAAAGGACGCGGGACUCCAGAGCUAUGCGGCGUCAUGGAUCGAGUUGAUAUCGUUACAUCCACAUUAGGAAAGGCGCUCGGUGGCGGCGCGGGCGGUUACACCACUGGCCGGAAGGAGAUCAUUGAGAUUCUGCGACAACGCAGCCGGCCGUACCUCUUCAGCAAUGCAUUGCCGCCAUCUAUUGUAGCCGGCAGUUUGACCGUCUUUGAUAUGCUAAUGCGCAAGCGAUCGCCGGCUUCUGGUGCGGACACUGCUCGCAGUGAUGGAACCGGAGCCAGUACGACGGAAACAGGUGGCGCUGAGGCCUUGGAAGCCUCUGAAUUACGUGCUCGACUCGCCAGAAAUACUCGACUCUUUCGUACGAAAAUGGGCGCCGCAGGUUUUCGUCUGGGCGGCGAGUGGCAUCCUAUAGUACCUGUCAUGAUCGGAGAUGCCCAAAUAGCAGCCGACAUGGCCAAGGCUCUUCUUGAGGAGGGUAUUUACGUCGUUGGAUUUUCAUACCCCGUGGUGCCGCGGGACAAGGCGCGUAUUCGGGUCCAGAUCUCAGCGGCCCACUCCACUGAUGAUAUCGAGCAGUGCGUUGCCGCUUUCGCAAAAGUAGGCAAAGAGAAGAAACUCAUUCCAUAG
This is a messenger RNA of Cyanidioschyzon merolae strain 10D, 1491 nucleotides long. RefSeq names its product 2-amino-3-ketobutyrate coenzyme A ligase. The transcript has a single exon. The record is from RefSeq and is a predicted model, not a curated record. Bases 1 to 1491 code for a protein of 496 amino acids. Lineage: Eukaryota; Rhodophyta; Bangiophyceae; Cyanidiales; Cyanidiaceae. Gene Ontology annotation, molecular function: pyridoxal phosphate binding; glycine C-acetyltransferase activity. Gene Ontology annotation, biological process: L-threonine catabolic process; biosynthetic process.